This is a messenger RNA of Racocetra persica, 403 nucleotides long. Lineage: Eukaryota; Fungi; Glomeromycota; Glomeromycetes; Diversisporales; Gigasporaceae. The record is from the annotation of a GenBank genome assembly.
AUUAUCAAUAUGCAUGUUCAAUCACUUUUAGACAGCCUAACUAAACUUGAUUCAAGCAAUAUUAUCAAAAGUGAAAGUUCAAAUUCUACUCAUAAAGACAAUAACAAUGCUAAAGAAUCUGCAGAUGGAAUUUUUCAUAAAGAAGGAUUAGGUGGCGUAAAUCAAGAUAAUAAUAUAGCAUUUCAAUAUUUUGAAGCCUCUACAAAUUUAGAUAAUAAGGUUGCGAUGUGUCAUCUUGCUAGAUGUUAUAAAGAAGGAAUAUGUACGAGCAUGGACCCCGAUCGUGCGUUUAUUUGGUAUUUAAAAGCUGCAGAACAUGGUGAUAAAGAUGGAAUGAGAAAUGUUAUGAGGUGCUAUGAAGGAAUUGAAACACUAACCGAUCCAAAUCGUGCAUCAUAUUGGC